Alexandromys fortis (reed vole) is the source of this 952-nucleotide messenger RNA. RefSeq lists its product as uncharacterized. Bases 1 to 840 code for a protein of 279 amino acids. The transcript is spliced from 2 exons. NCBI's taxonomy places the organism in Eukaryota, Metazoa, Chordata, Mammalia, Rodentia, Cricetidae. The record is from RefSeq and is a predicted model, not a curated record.
AUGGAGUCACACAUCACUGCUUCGGAUCCCGGGCCACCUCCCAGCCUCAGUGCCUCCCCACCCUUGUCAGCUGAGUUGACUGAAGUCUUGCCUCACUCGGAACGAAAUGCCAAGGACUCGGGUCUUAAACAAGCUCCCCUUGUCCUUCGCUGGUCAUUUGAGCAUCUACUGCAGGCUUCCUGGCAUGCUCCAGGCUCUCCUGCUGGCCCUGGCUUGGGAUCCUCCUUCUGCCUCCCAGUGCCUCCCACUUCCUGUCUCUCCAACUGUCUCGAGGAAAAUGCAAGCCUUCUGUGCUCAGCACAGGCAUGUCCAUCAAAGUGCAGCUCGCAGACGGGAACAUCAUCUUGGCAUUCGGGCACGGUGCUCCACCCAACCCAUGGGAGGUCUCCAUUAAUGGCACCAGGACACAUAUCUAACACAGGAACAAAAUAUUUGAAGCCAGGCAUUCAGGAUAUCUGCACACUUGACCUGGAGAAUUUCUUUGUUGGAUACCACCUGCAGAGCCUCUGUGUGCCUCUGGGAGAACUGCGCCUGGAGUCUCCUCUGCCGAGGGUAGAUGCCACCCCCAGGUGCAGGUGGCACCAGUACUUGCUGCUCCUUUAUGCCCAUUUCUCCCUGUUGGUUCAUGCCAGCAUCAUGCGUGUUCCCUCUCCUAGUCUUGCUGCUAGACACACAUGUUUCUGGACCCUCCUGCCAUUCUUUCUCCUUGGCACCUGGCACUGCCACCAAAGGGCAUCUCAGAGUCCAGAAGCGCCAAGGGUAGGCAUUCGCCUCAGGAAUAGGUUUGCUAUGCUGUCUGUGGAGCUGUGUUCUGAUUCCAUGAAAUGGGAUCCUUUGUAACAAUGCAGGUAGAAAUAGGCCAUGAAUCUGAAGGAGAGUGGAGGGGGGAUUGCGGGAGGUUUUAGAUGUAAAAAAUGGAAAGGAAAAAAUGUAAUUAAAUUAUAAUCUCAAA